This is a messenger RNA of Lactuca virosa, 2631 nucleotides long. Lineage: Eukaryota; Viridiplantae; Streptophyta; Magnoliopsida; Asterales; Asteraceae. The record is from the annotation of a GenBank genome assembly.
GUCUGUUUUGCUAAAAGUUUAAAACUUUAAAAUAAGAUUGCAAGUAGGGAAGUCCAACUAUUAGAUUCCAGUUCCAUUGGAAUCACCAACACCAUAAGUCCAUACCCUUCUCUCCAUUCCUAUCUGCAAAGAACGCUGGAAAACUCUUCUAAAAUGCCGGAAUCAGAAGAAGAAAACCGGUCGAGUAAUUUUUUUAUAAGGGGGCCACCGGCGACGGAAGAGUUACCGGUGAUGAUGACCAUGGAUCUCGACCUUGAUGGUUCCUGGACUUUCGAUCAGAUCUUCUCGUCGGACCCUUCGCCGUCGUUUAUUCUAUCAGCAACCGAACAAUCUUUCUCUCCUCUGUGGGCGUUUUCCGAUGACAAUAACAACAACCUCAACGACGGUGACGAUAAGCCCGCCGGAAAUGCCACGUUGACCUCUUCCGGUGCUGCUCACCGACUUCUUCCAGUGGAUACAGAUAACCCUGAUCAAGUAACAAGAAAACCAUCAAACAAUGAGAUAAAAAGGAGGCUACCAUUACCCAUUUUGGAGGUGAACCCAUCAGAAUAUCAAGAUGCAACAUGCAUAAUCAAAGAAAGAAUGACAAUGGCACUUCGAUACUUCAUAGAACUUGGUGAAAAACAUGUUCUUGCUCAAGUAUGGGCACCUGUGAAAAACCGGGGUCGAAAUGUGUUGACCACAUCUGGUCAACCCUUUGUUCUUGACCCAAAUUGCACGGGUCUUCAUCAAUACAGAAUGGCUUCUUUAAUGUAUGUGUUCUCUCUUGAUGGUGAAACUGAUGAAGUUCUUGGACUUCCUGCUCGUGUUUUUAGACAUAAGCUUCCAGAAUGGACUCCAAAUGUGCAGUAUUAUUCAGACAAAGAAUAUCAAAGGCUUAAUCAUGCUUUGAAUUAUAAUGUUCGUGGGACUUUGGCUUUGCCUGUUUUUGAACCUUCUGGGCAAUCUUGUGUUGGUGUUCUUGAGUUGAUAUUGACUUCACAGAAGAUAAAUUAUGCCCCUGAGGUUGAUAAAGUCUGCAAAGCACUCGAGGCGGUGAAUUUGAAAAGUUCAGAUAUAUUGGAUCCUCCGAAUACGCAGGCAAGCAUUUUUCCUUUAACUCAGAUUUGCAACGAAAGCCGACAACAAGCCCUAGCUGAAAUCCUGGAGAUAUUAGCAGUCGUAUGCGAGACUCAUAAUUUCCCAUUAGCUCAAACGUGGGUCCCAUGUAGGCAUCGAAGUGUUCUAGCCUAUGGUGGUGGAUUCAAGAAAAGUUGCAGCAGUUUUGAUGGAAGUUGUAUGGAUCAAGUAUGCAUGUCAACAACCGAUGUCGCCUUUUAUGUUGUUGAUGCUCAUAUGUGGGGAUUUCGUGAAGCGUGUGCUGAACAUCAUUUACAAAAGGGUCAAGGGGUAGCUGGAAGGGCGUUUGCUACUCGAAGUUCUUGUUUUUGUGAAAAUAUAACGCAUUUUGGGAAAACCGAAUAUCCUUUGGUUCAUUAUGCGCGUAUGUUUGGUUUAGUUGGAUCUUUUGCAAUUUGUUUGAGGAGUAGUCAUACGGGUGAUGAUGAUUAUAUCCUGGAGUUCUUUCUUCCUCCUAAUGUGGUGGAGUUUAAAGAUCAACAGAAAGUGUUGGGAUCUUUGUUGACUUCUAUGAAGCAGCAUUUUAGGAGUCUUAAGGUCGCUUGUGGGGAAGAAAUAGGGGAAGAUGGUAGAAUGGUUGAAAUUAUUAAAGCAUGUGAAGAAGGCGAUGUUCUUGAUUCGGGGGUUCAGUCGAUUCGAUUAUCGGAAUCGUUAAUAUCAAAUGGAGGCCCAGUGGGUUGUGUUGAUGCUUUGGUGAGGCCCAAUGCGUUGAAUGGAAAUUGUGGGAAAUCAGAGAAUGUGGAAAUUACCAAAAAGUCCGAGAGAAAACGAGGGAAAGCUGAGAAAUCGAUUAGCUUGGAAGUCCUUCAGCAACACUUUGCAGGAAGUCUUAAAGAUGCUGCAAAGAAUCUUGGUGUUUGUCCCACUACAAUGAAAAGAAUAUGCAGACAACAUGGGAUUUCAAGGUGGCCUUCAAGAAAGAUCAACAAAGUCAAUCGUUCACUUACAAAGCUAAAACGGGUGAUUGAAUCAGUUCAAGGAGGUGAAGGAACAUUCACCAUUCCUUCUUUAGCAACCACCCCACUCCCCAUUGGUGUUGACUCCACAUCAUGGCCCACAGCUCCAAACGGGUCACCAACUACCCAAAACGGGUCACCCGGGUCAAAACCAUCUCCAAAGAACGAUCAAGGUCAAACCCAUCAAACAUCGGGCAGCAGAGAAGCAAGCACGGGCAGCCCGACUUCCCACAGGUCAUGUCAAGAAAGUCAACUGUUUGAAGUCAAAGCACCGAAUCUUGAAGGGCUUAUAGCACCACAAACUGAAGAACCAUUUAGAGGAAUGCUAAUUGAGGAUGCUGGAAGCUCACAUGAUCUCACGAAUCUUUGUCAACCCUCUGAGGUUCUUGAAAAGGUACAAGAAGUUAGCCCAAAGGUUUCGUGUGGGUGCAAAUUCGGGUAUAGUGACAUUGAAAGAAGAAGUUGGAAAGAGGUUGAAGUUGGAUGUGGAUUUGCAAGAAUGUGUGGAGUUGUCAAUGUCAUCAGGGUGCAACAUAAUCAGGCUUUUAGUUCAUGA